CCUGCCCUGCUCAGAUGCAUUCAUUUUCUCUGUAUCAGUGCUGAGGAGGUACCUCCCUGCUGCUCCCUGAGACACCAUGUCUUGUAGAAGAGGCAAGCAAAGCUUCUUGACCUGACAAACUUCAUCUGGCUUCAAAUUUUAGGUCACCUUGCUCAGCCAUGAACGCCUCAGCACCCGGCAGCCCACUGAGGCACCCCGAGCCCCAGGAUGCAGCUGCCUUCACUCCCAUCUCCGUGGUCAGGAGCAUGACAAAGAAGUCUGAUGCCCUGCCCGUCAUCUCAGCCAUCGUUGUCAUCUUUGUCCUCCUGGCCAUCUUCAUCAUUGUCAUGGUGCACUACGGCCCGCAGCUCCGCACCAUCCAGAUCACCCUUUACCAUGAGCCCAUGCCGCAGGACCUGGACGACGGGGUGCACCUCAUGGACUGGAGGAAGCUGGGCUCCCAGAAGAAGCCCACUCAGCCUGGGCAGUGGGAGCCGGGUGGCAACCUGAGCUGCCAGUGCUCCUGCAAGCACCACCUGCCCUGUGGGAGCAUCGAACCCAACGUCAUCGAGGUCACGUAUCUGUAACAAGGUUUGGGCAGGACCCAAGGGAAAAACAGUGACUGUGCUGUUGGCUCAGCCCAAGACUAGCUGGUUCCUGCACACUGGGGCUGUAUCUGGCUCCAGAUGGCCUCACUAGGAAGCUGUGUCGCUGCAGUGACCCAUCGUCAGCCCUGACAUCCAGGCCGCUAUCACCAGGCAGUGCGUGGUGCCGGCCAGGCAAUGACAUUGGUGUCUGAUUGCCCUGAGCCAGAGCUGGGAGUGGGUCAGCCUGCGUGGGACGGCAUCAGCAUCCCUUCUGGUUUUUCUUGCCCUGCUUUCACCCACGCUGCCUGGGAGCACCCAGGAGAGCUGCCUCAGUCUUCUCUCCAUCUGGGGAGUGUUGAGUGAACGCUCGGCCCCUUGGCACAAGCUGGAAGUUGCAUCAUUUGGAAUUGCUUUAUGGAUUAGGGAUGUUUUCACAUACAGUGUCCUCGUUAUUUUGUUUGCAUGGCACAGAAAAGCCACCUGUCCCAUUUUUGCUCCGUGCCACGGCCCGCUUCCCCCUGCUGCAGAGCUGAUUGCCAUCCUCCUGCUGGCUGGCCCCGGUGCGGUCCCAGCUGCCCCGCCAGCUGCCUGCAGUGCAAUGUGUGCAGUGAUGGGGAUGGGACAACAAACUGGGGCUUCUUCCCAUUCCUCCAGGUGCCGGAUGUUUCUGACCCUGCUGAUGCUCUGGCUCCCUUCAGCUCACACGAUUCCGGCUUGUUUUACUUUAAAGCGAAGUAGUGGUUGGACUUGUUGGA
Centrocercus urophasianus (Greater sage-grouse) is the source of this 1321-nucleotide messenger RNA. RefSeq names its product small integral membrane protein 33 (gene SMIM33). NCBI's taxonomy places the organism in Eukaryota, Metazoa, Chordata, Aves, Galliformes, Phasianidae. The coding region runs from base 159 to 566 and encodes 135 amino acids. The record is from RefSeq and is a predicted model, not a curated record. The transcript has 2 exons.